Chrysochloris asiatica (Cape golden mole) is the source of this 1707-nucleotide messenger RNA. It is a transcript of the gene GGT1, whose product is annotated as gamma-glutamyltransferase 1. Gene Ontology annotation, molecular function: glutathione gamma-glutamate hydrolase. The coding region runs from base 1 to 1707 and encodes 568 amino acids. The record is from RefSeq and is a predicted model, not a curated record. Gene Ontology annotation, cellular component: plasma membrane. The transcript is spliced from 12 exons. Lineage: Eukaryota; Metazoa; Chordata; Mammalia; Afrosoricida; Chrysochloridae. Gene Ontology annotation, biological process: regulation of immune system process; glutathione catabolic process; regulation of inflammatory response.
AUGAAGAAGCGAUAUGCAGUUCUGGGCCUGUUGGCUGUGGUCCUGGUGGCCCUCAUCGUUGGCCUCAGCCUCUGGCUGCCCUCGUCCUCCCAGCAGCCCCACCAUGUGUAUCCCAGGGCGGCCGUGGCCACAGACGCCAAGCACUGCUCAGAGAUUGGGAGGGACAUGCUGAGGGAUGGCGGCUCGGCGGUGGAUGCUGCCAUCGCGGCGCUGCUGUGCGUGGGGCUCAUGAACGCCCACAGCAUGGGCAUCGGAGGUGGCCUGUUCCUUACCAUCUACAACAGCACCACGAAAAAAGCCGAGAUCAUUAAUGCCCGAGAGGUGGCCCCUGAGAUGGCCUCCACCACCAUGUUCAACAACUCAGACGAAUCACAGAAAGGGGGGCUGUCCGUGGCUGUCCCUGGGGAGAUUCGAGGAUACGAACUUGCACACCGGCGGCAUGGCCGGCUGCCCUGGGCCCGCCUCUUCCAGCCCAACAUUAAGCUGGCCCGUGAGGGCUUUCCUGUGGGGAAGGGUCUGGCUGCAGCCCUGGAGAGUACCCGGGACACCAUUGAACAGGAGCCCACACUGUGCGAGGUAUUUUGCCGGGAUGGGAAGGUUCUGCGGGAGGGGGAGCGAUUGACCAUGCCGAAGUUGGCUGACACGUACGAGAUACUGGCCCGGGAGGGCGCCCAGGCCUUCUACAACGGGAGCCUCACGGCCCAGAUUAUUCAAGACAUCCAGGCAGCUGGGGGAAUUGUGACUGCCAAAGACCUGCACAACUACCAUGCGGAGCUCAUUGAGCACCCACUGAAUGUCAGCCUCGGGGACUCGGUUCUCUACAUGCCUAGCGCCCCCCUCAGCGGACCUGUGCUGGCCCUCAUCCUCAACAUCCUCCAGGGAUACAACUUAUCCCGAGCCAGCGUGGAAACCCCCGAGAAGAAGGGCUUGACAUACCACCGCAUUGUGGAGGCCUUCCGGUUUGCCUACGCCAAGCGGACCCUGCUGGGGGACCCUAAGUUCGUCAACAUGACUGAGGUGGUCCACAAUAUGACUUCUGAGUUCUUCGCUGCCCAACUCCGGUCAAAGAUCUCAGACGACACGACGCACCCUGUGUCGUACUAUGAACCUGAGUUCUACACACCCAACGACGGGGGCACAGCACACCUGUCAGUGGUCUCUGAGGACGGCAGUGCCGUGUCGGCCACCAGCACCAUCAAUCUCUACUUCGGCUCCAAGGUUCGUUCUAAGGCCAGCGGGAUCCUGUUUAAUGACGAGAUGGACGACUUCAGCUCACCCAACAUCAUCAACGAAUUUGGCGUUCCCCCCUCACCUGCCAACUUCAUCAAGCCAGGGAAGCAACCUGUCUCGUCCAUGUGCCCGACGAUCAUCGUGGGCCCCGACAACCAGGUCCGCAUGGUGGUGGGCGCCUCUGGUGGCACGAAGAUCACUACAGCUAUCGCGCUGGCCAUCAUCCACAGCCUGUGGUUCGAGUAUGAUGUGAAGCGGGCAGUGGAGGAGCCUCGGCUGCACAAUCAGCUCCUGCCCAAUAUCACCACGCUGGAGAGACACAUGGACCAGGCGGUGACUUCAGCCCUGAAGAACCGGCACCACGACACUGAGGUCACGCCCAACUACAUUGCUGUGGUACAGGCUGUCCUCCGCACACCCAACGGCUGGGCUGCUGCCUCAGACUCACGGAAAGGCGGGGAGCCUGCAGGCUACUAA